Messenger RNA from Symphalangus syndactylus (siamang), 2487 nucleotides. It is a transcript of the gene SLC1A6, whose product is annotated as solute carrier family 1 member 6. Gene Ontology annotation, biological process: L-glutamate transmembrane transport. The record is from RefSeq and is a predicted model, not a curated record. Lineage: Eukaryota; Metazoa; Chordata; Mammalia; Primates; Hylobatidae. Gene Ontology annotation, cellular component: plasma membrane. Gene Ontology annotation, molecular function: neutral L-amino acid transmembrane transporter activity; glutamate:sodium symporter activity; L-glutamate transmembrane transporter activity.
CCCUCAAUCCCCCUCCCUUCCCAAACACGCGGUCCCCCUUCUCCCACUUGGCUGCGGAGCCUGGGCUGGGCGCGGGGGAGGCGGGGGGCAUCGCGGAGGGGAUCCCGCCCCCUCCCCCGGCCGCUCGGUGCCCCCACACCCACGUGAGCGCAGGGCCGGCCCGGAUCCCGCCCGCAGCAUAGCGCGUCCCGGCUCCGCGCCGGUGCCUCCACCGUCCGGUACCCGCGCCGGUGCUGCACAGUCCCUGGCGGGUCCCCGCGGCCCCGGCCGGGCGCUUCGCCGGGCUCCGGCUCCUGCAUCCGGGCGCAGCGCGCAGGCCGAGGCGCGGGCAGGCCGCCCCCGCCGCUCCGGACGCCGCAAGGAGAAGCAGCACUGUGGUUUCAGGAGAUGGGUCCAUUUGGAGCAGGAUCCUAAGUGGGGCUUGGCAUUGGGAAUUUGGAUUAGCUCUAGAGGACGCAGGAUCUGGAAACCCAGGGCAGAUGUCCUAUCCCUUGGAUAUGGUGGGGAGUUGAGGAGGGCCCAGAAAAGCCAGUGGCAGCAAAACACAAAGGCCAGGGACCUACGUACUGAUAAAACUGAGACCUCCAAGAAACCUGCAGCUCGACCUGGUUGAAUUCAGAUAGACCAUGAGCAGCCAUGGCAACAGCCUGUUCCUGCGGGAGAGCGGCCAGCGGCUGGGCCGGGUGGGCUGGCUGCAGCGGCUGCAGGAAAGCCUGCAGCAGAGAGCACUGCGCACGCGCCUGCGCCUGCAGACCAUGACCCGUGAGCACGUGCUGCGCUUCCUGCGCCGAAACGCCUUCAUUCUGCUGACGGUCAGCGCCGUGGUCAUUGGGGUCAGCCUGGCCUUUGCCCUGCGCCCAUAUCAGCUCACCUACCGCCAGAUCAAGUACUUCUCUUUUCCUGGAGAGCUUCUCAUGAGAAUGCUGCAGAUGCUGGUGUUACCGCUCAUUGUCUCCAGCCUGGUCACAGGUAUGGCAUCCCUGGACAACAAGGCCACGGGGCGGAUGGGGAUGCGGGCAGCUGUGUACUACAUGGUGACCACCAUCAUCGCAGUCUUCAUCGGCAUCCUCAUGGUCACCAUCAUCCAUCCCGGGAAGGGCUCCAAGGAGGGGCUGCACCGGGAGGGCCGGAUCGAGACCAUCCCCACAGCUGAUGCCUUCAUGGACCUGAUCAGAAAUAUGUUUCCACCAAACCUUGUGGAGGCCUGCUUCAAACAGUUCAAGACGCAGUACAGCACGAGGGUGGUAACCAGGACCAUCGUGAGAACAGAGAACGGGUCUGAGCUGGGUGCCUCCAUGCCUCCUCCAUUCUCAGUGGAGAACGGAACCAGCUUCCUGGAAAAUGUCACUCGGGCCUUGGGUACCCUGCAGGAGGUGCUGAGCUUUGAGGAGACUGUACCCGUGCCUGGCUCCGCCAAUGGCAUCAACGCCCUGGGCCUCGUGGUCUUCUCUGUGGCCUUUGGGCUGGUCAUUGGUGGCAUGAAACACAAGGGCCGAGUCCUCAGGGACUUCUUCGACAGCCUCAAUGAGGCUAUUAUGAGGCUGGUGGGCAUCAUUAUCUGGUAUGCACCUGUGGGCAUCCUGUUCCUGAUUGCUGGGAAGAUUCUGGAGAUGGAAGACAUGGCCGUCCUGGGGGGUCAGCUGGGCAUGUACACCCUGACCGUCAUCGUGGGCCUGUUCCUCCAUGCUGGCGGCGUCCUUCCCCUCAUCUACUUCCUCGUCACUCACCGGAACCCCUUCCCCUUCAUUGGGGGCAUGCUACAAGCCCUCAUCACCGCUAUGGGCACGUCUUCCAGCUCCGCAACGCUGCCCAUCACCUUCCGCUGCCUGGAGGAGGGCCUGGGUGUGGACCGCCGCAUCACCAGGUUCGUGCUGCCCGUGGGCGCCACGGUCAACAUGGAUGGCACUGCCCUCUACGAGGCCCUGGCUGCCAUCUUCAUUGCUCAAGUUAACAACUACGAGCUCAACCUGGGUCAGAUCACAACCAUCAGCAUCACGGCCACAGCGGCCAGUGUUGGGGCUGCUGGCAUCCCCCAGGCGGGUCUGGUCACCAUGGUCAUUGUGCUCACAUCGGUCGGCUUGCCCACGGAAGACAUCACGCUCAUCAUCGCCGUGGACUGGUUCCUUGACCGGCUUCGCACAAUGACCAACGUACUGGGGGACUCAAUUGGAGCGGCCGUCAUCGAGCACUUGUCUCAGCGGGAGCUGGAGCUUCAGGAAGCUGAGCUCACCCUCCCCAGCCUGGGGAAACCCUACAAGUCCCUCAUGGCGCAGGAGAAGGGGGCAUCCCGGGGACGGGGAGGCAACGAGAGUGCUAUGUGAGGGGCCUCCAGCUCUGCCCCCCAGAGAGGAGGGAAGGGGGCUGGGGAGGGGAGUCCUGGGGACACAUCUGUCACCCAACUGACCAUGGGCUGAACACACGUUCUGCUUGACUCGUUUAGGGGGGAGGGAAAAGUGAAAUAAAGGAGCAGGAAUGAAAGGUAUAUAA